AUGGUGAACCCCCUUUUUAUCUCACUAUGCAUUAUUUUAGCCAUACUUUUUGGUAGAAUGACAAACGUUGAUAUAAUGAUGUACGAGAGCAAACUUUUGGCUCAAGCUAGUGAUAUUAUUGAAAGGGGCAAUUUUUCUUAUUAUUAUAUUUAUAGUGCUGGACCGCUUAUCCUAAAUUUAACAUCCUUGUUGGGUGAUGCAGAUUUAUAUAUUUCGGAUACAAACAUGUAUCCAACUUAUGAUGCAGAUUCUUAUAAGUUACAUUCAGCCACUUGUGGACAAGAUAUUAUUGAAAUUCCCGAAAGUUUUGAAUAUCCAUUAGCAGUAGGUAUAUAUGGCCAUGCAGAAUACAGCGUUUUCACCUUGGAAAUUUGGGAUGUCCCAAAUUAUGAAUAUAAAAAUAAAUAUUGGUUGUUGGUAACUAAGGAUGCACCAACAAAUAUUGACGAAACCACUAGAAAUGAAGACACCAAUAAAAAAACUAACAAUAAGCCAAUAUCUAAGAAAAAGAAAGCCAAAUCUACUAGUUCAACUGCAUCCAGUAUAUUUUCUUUGUUGGAAGUGAUACAGUUAAUUUUUCUGUGA
Messenger RNA from Ceutorhynchus assimilis (cabbage seed weevil), 585 nucleotides. NCBI's taxonomy places the organism in Eukaryota, Metazoa, Arthropoda, Insecta, Coleoptera, Curculionidae. The record is from the annotation of a GenBank genome assembly.